Molecule: messenger RNA, 1706 nt
Organism: Pelagomonas calceolata
Lineage: Eukaryota; Pelagophyceae; Pelagomonadales; Pelagomonadaceae
Source: the annotation of a GenBank genome assembly
GGAAUUGCAAGCUCGACCCAAAAACGCCCGUCGCACGCCGGCUAUCCAGCAGUUACGGCCAUCAUACAAUCAACUGGGCUUCAUCAGCCGCUGCUGAGUCACUUCUGUUCGCUUGGAGCCACCGGUAGCAAGCACAACCUCAUCAUAACACCACAAGCCUUGCUCGCCAACGCAGACUGCCCUGCCCGUAGCAACACCAGCCUUCGUUGUCGCAGUCGCACGGCAGCGCAAUUACAAAAGCAAUGCGCACAACGCUGCUCACGCUCGUGGCCGUCGCGUCGGCGCGGACGGCCGCGCUGCAGCUGGGCCUGCCCAAGCGGCCCAGAGUGGGCCGGCGCGCCGCCGCGAGCGGCGAAGCAGCAGAACUGAAGGGCCUCAACCGCGAGUUCCUUUCGAUAGCCCUGCCGGCGGUAGUCCAGUUCGCCGCCGAGCCCGUCGCGCGGCUCGUCGACACGGCGUACAUGGGCCGCCUGGGCGCGACGGCGCUCGGGGGCGCCGGUGCGGCCGUGAGCGCGCAGUACGCGCUGGGCAAGCUGUCGAACGACCCGUUGUUGCGGACGUCCAUUUCCUUGGUCGCGGCCGAGGGCGACGCCAACGAUAGUAGUAUUGCGGCGGCGCUGUGCCUCGCGCUCGUCGUGGGCGCCGUCCAAGGUUUAGGUGUUAUGCUGCUGGCGCCUCGUCUACUCCAAGCGUUUGGUGUUGCUUCUACAAGCCCAAUGGCGAGCCACGCGCUCUGGUACUUGAGGACGGCGGCGCUCGGCGCGCCGACGGCGACCGUGUGGCUCGUGGCGAACGGCGUGUUCCGCGGCUUAGGGGACACGGCGACUCCGUUAAAAUGGGCCCUGGCCUUCACGGCGAUGAACGCUAUUUUGGAUCCUUUGUUCAUCUUUCCACUUGGUCUGGGCGCGGCCGGCGCGGCCGCCGGCACCGCGCUAUCUCAAACUUUAGCUUUGUAUCCUCUCUUAAGGGCCUUGUCCAAGAGGACAGGAGCCGGCUCCGUCGCUAAUUUGCUCAAAUGCGACCGACGGAAGUUGAUUGAGCAGCUCGGGAAUUACGGGAAAGCUGGCACUCUAGUACUCGUCAGGACUCUGGGAAAAAUAUCGGCCUACUCUGUCUGCGCGCGCGAGGCGGCGAAGCUCGGCGCCGUGUCGUCGGCGGCGCACGCUGUUUGUUUUGCGUUGGGCGUCGCCACGACGCAGCUCUGCGAGGCCGCGGCCGUCGCAACCCAAACGCUACUCGCGCGCGAGUUCUACGCCGAGAAGGCCACGAAUCUCAAAAGGUCGCAUAGGAUAUUGAGGCUCGGCCUCGCUACUGGAUUGGGAUGCUCGUCUCUGCUGGCCACGGGCACGUAUCUGAACCGCCACAACGUCGUCGCGGGGCUGACGACGGACCCGAAGGUGCGGGCCGCGUGCCUGGCAGUUUUUCCUUUAGUAAUGCUCUGCCAGGCCCUCAAGGGGUUGGCCUACCCCGUCAACGGCUUGCUGAUGGGCGCGCUCGACUGGUCGGCGGCGUCGGUCACGAUGUGGGCGUCGAACAUCGCGUGUCUACUCGUGCUGGCGCGGCCGACGCCGUCGUCGCUCGAUAAAUUGUGGAGGGGCUUCGCCGCGUUGUUUAUCGUGCAGUGCGGUGCCGGUUUAUUGAGGGUCGCGUCGCGGACGGGGCCGUGGACGCGGCUGCGGCGGCCGUCGUCCGCGUCGACAGCGUAA